Vanessa atalanta (red admiral) is the source of this 2192-nucleotide messenger RNA. Its product is annotated as protein tweety-like. Gene Ontology annotation, cellular component: plasma membrane. Gene Ontology annotation, molecular function: intracellularly calcium-gated chloride channel activity; volume-sensitive chloride channel activity. Lineage: Eukaryota; Metazoa; Arthropoda; Insecta; Lepidoptera; Nymphalidae. The record is from RefSeq and is a predicted model, not a curated record. Bases 394 to 2013 code for a protein of 539 amino acids. The transcript is spliced from 15 exons.
CUGGGUUGAGGUAGUGUUAAUCGUGUGCCGGUACUUACAUAGGGAGAUGCUACAAUUUUUCCAUUUUGUAACAGAUUAUUGGACGUUUUAUAACAUAAUUAGAUUGUGAUACACGUUGAAUUUUUAAUUUCACAUGAGUUUCAAGUGAACAUCAGUGUCGGGUGUGUUUUUAUUUUAGUAAAAUUUGAGUUUAGUGCUUGUGCAAGGUUUUAUGAGACAAGGUACGAGAACCGGAGACUAUACUUCAUUCUUAGUUAUUUACAGAUAACUACGAUGUUCGUCGUUGAUUUUGUGAUAUGCUCCCGGUAAAGGCCUGAUCUCUUAGGUUAUCGACAAUAUGGCGUCGUAAGCAGUGCAGUGUUAUUUAUAGCGGUGUCAGUGUGAGCGGCGGGGAUGGGCGCGGCGGGCGUGUCAGACGAGUACUCGCCGCCACGGCUGGCGCGGCUGCUGCACGCGCUGCCGCACAUCAACGUGACGCUGCACCGCGUCAACGAUACUUUCGCGCCCAAUUCGCCCAUAUACCUCGAGAGCUUGGGGAUCCUCGGCUCGAUACCCGGUGCAUGGCUCAUCCUGACGCUGACGGUGCUCCUCAUAUACCUAUUGACAAGAUGUUGCGACAGAAAACAGCGACCGCCGAGAAGCAUAACUGCACUCAAGAUAACACUGAUGAUAUUAUCGGUGCUAUGCUGCGGCGCGAUCGGCGUCGGUCUCUUUGGUAACGACGACCUCCAUAAUGCGAUGCUCCAGAGCAUCCAGGCUGGCAACCAGCUGGCGGCUCUUGUCAACACGGUCAAGAAUCAGUCGAGUAUUUUAGAAGAGGCGAUGGGAUCUCGCGCGCGCGCCCCGCUGGCCCGCCUGGCGGACGCGCUGGACGCGCCCGUGGCCAACCAGACCGCGCUGGGCACGCUGCUCAGGGCCCUGUCCGCCCUCAGGAACAACGCCAGCGCCGCCGUCUCGGCCGCAGACAACCUGCGCAGGCCGCUUGCCGCUCUUAACCUAGACGUAUUCAUGAAGCGGCUGUGGGUGUGGGAGGCGGCGCGCUGGGCGGGCGGCAUGGCGGGCUGGUGCUGCGGCGGCGCCGUGUGCGUGGCGCUGCUGGCCGCCGCCGCGCGCCGCUCGCGCCGCGCGCUGCUGCUGCUCUGUGUGUGCGCGCUGGGCGCGCUGGUGGCGUGCUGGGCGGCGGGCGCGGCGCUGGCGGCGGGCGCGGUGGCGGCGGCGGACGCGUGCCAGGACCCCGCGCGCGCGCUGGCGCUGCACGCGCCGCACGGCCUGCCCGUCGACAUGGUGCACUACUACCUGUCGUGCAAGGUGUCGCGCGAGAACGUGCUGACGGCGGAGCUCCGCAACGCGCAGCGCGCGGUGGUGGCGGUGCGGCAGGCGCUCGCGGUGCUGUCGCGCGGCGCGCCGCAGCUUUUCAACGACCCCGGGCUGCAGCCGGCGCUGGGCGCGCUGGGCGCGGGCACGGGCGAGGCGGAGCGCGCGCUGGUGUCGCUGAGCGGCGCGCUGGAGUGCCGCAUGGCGCGCGCCUACUUCGUGGCCGCCGCGCGCGCCGCCUGCGACGGCGGCCUGCAGGCGCUAUCUCUGCAGCUGCUGGCGGCCAUCGUCGCCGGGUUCCUGUUCACUGCUAUCGUUCUGGUCGAUUCGCAUGCUUGGAUUUACAUCAACCCGAAACGCAGCGUGUCCGGCGAGGAGCAGGCUCCGUUCCUGUCGACGGGCAGCGCCGGCUCGCGCACGCUGCCGCGCCCCGCCCCCUUCCCCAACGGCAAGCCGCCCUCCUACAGCGCCGCCGUGCAGCUCAUGGACCUGGCCGACCGCGACAGGGACCGCGAACGACCAAGGUCGCGCAUGUCGGGCAGCGCCACGCUGGGCCGCGCGGCGGGCACGGCUCCGGCGCUGGGCGCGCUGGGCGGCGCGCUGGGCGGCUCGCACACGCUGGGCCGCCCGCCGCACAACGGCAAGUACGCCACGCUCAGCAAGCAGUGCAAGACGCUCGAGAGCAACGACUUCUACUGAGAGCGGGCGGGCGGCGCGGCUCCAGAACACGCGGCGGGUCAGACGAAUCGUUCGGGCUCGCUGAACCGCUUCGACCCGAAGUACGCCUCCUUCGGGCCGCGCGCGCCGCGCCCGCGCCCGCCCGCGCCGCCGCCCGCCCUCGCCACCUUCUCGCCCGACGCGCCGCGCACGCACGCCGC